AUGACAUGUGUUGAACAAGACAAGCUGGGUCAAGCAUUUGAGGAUGCUUUUGAGGUUCUGAGGCAACAUUCAACUGGAGAUCUUCAGUACUUGCCAGAUUACAAAAAUUACCUGGCUUUAAUCAACCAUCAUCCUCAUGUCAAAGGAAAUUCCAGCUGCUAUGGAGUGUUGCCUACAGAGGAGCCUGUCUAUAAUUGGAGAACGGUAAUUAACAGUGCUGUGGACUUCUAUUUUGAAGGAAAUAUUCAUCAAUCUCUGCAGAACAUAACUGAAAACCAGCUGGUACAACCCACUGUUCUCCAGCAAAAGGGGGGAAAAGGCAGGAAGAAGCUCCGACUGUUUGAAUACCUUCACAAAUCCCUGUGUAAUCCAGAGAUGGUAUCUUGUUUUCAGUGGGUAGAUAUAACCAAAGGCAUCUUUCAGUUUGUAUCAAAAAACAAAGACAAACUUGCCGAGCUCUGGGGGAAAACAAAAGGCAACAGGAAGACCAUGACUUACCAGAAAAUGGCCAGGGCACUGAGAAAUUACAGAAGAAGUGGGGAAAUUACCAAAAUCUGGAGGAAGCUGACUUACCAUUUCAGUGAGGCCAUUCUCCAAAGACUCUCUCCAUCCUAUUUCCUGGGGAAAGACAUCUACUACUCACAAUGUGUUCAACCUGAUCAAGAAUAUCUCAGUUUAAAUAACUGGAAUGCAAAUUAUACUUAUACAUAUGCCAAUUACCAUGCGCUAAAUCACCAUGAUUGCUAA
Messenger RNA from Nomascus leucogenys (northern white-cheeked gibbon), 747 nucleotides. Its product is annotated as transcription factor Spi-C. Gene Ontology annotation, biological process: regulation of transcription by RNA polymerase II; cell differentiation. NCBI's taxonomy places the organism in Eukaryota, Metazoa, Chordata, Mammalia, Primates, Hylobatidae. Gene Ontology annotation, cellular component: nucleus. The record is from RefSeq and is a predicted model, not a curated record. Gene Ontology annotation, molecular function: sequence-specific DNA binding; DNA-binding transcription factor activity, RNA polymerase II-specific.